Molecule: messenger RNA, 2031 nt
Organism: Vanderwaltozyma polyspora DSM 70294
Lineage: Eukaryota; Fungi; Ascomycota; Saccharomycetes; Saccharomycetales; Saccharomycetaceae
Gene: MAG2
Product: RING-type E3 ubiquitin transferase MAG2
Exons: 1
Coding region: 1-2031 (676 amino acids)
Biological process (GO): positive regulation of transcription by RNA polymerase II
Molecular function (GO): metal ion binding; transcription cis-regulatory region binding
Source: RefSeq, a predicted model, not a curated record
AUGGAUACGAUGCAGGUUACUGAAGGAAGUUCAUCUGGUCUCCAGAGUAGUAGUAGUGAGAAGAAUGUGAAUAAACUUGUUGAGAGCAAGUCUAGUAAUAAAAAUCACUCUCAGAAUAAAAAUAUCAAGAAUAAAAAAUUUCAAAAUUACAAGAAUCCUAAUGGUAGCCAACACCAUGGUAAGCAGAAACGGUAUAAUGGACGUGGUGGCAAAUUCCCUUCCAAGUUUACCUCUUCAAAUGAGCAUCUUCAACAGGCUGGAUCAGGAUUUGUCCAGGAUAGUUUGGAGGAUUCUAUUCAGGAUGAAAUUAUUGGUGGCAACUAUAAGUUGAGAGGUCGCAAGACUAAAAUAUCUAUUAAUCAUUUGCUAGAAUUCCAGCUUCCAGAAAUUGAAAGAGAUUCACACUCUCAACCUUCUAUUCACAAAUCGAAAUCUGAAAAAAGGAAAAAUGUGGAACAUAUCCAUCUACAUGGUGAUUCUUUUAUUAAUGCAAACUAUAGACUGCUUGUUGAUUCAAGAUCUGAAUAUAAAGCACAAAGUGCUGAUCCCAAUUGCUUGGUUCCAGCCGAGAAUAUUGUAAGAGUUGUGGUUCCCAAGGGACAAAACUGUCCAAUUUGUUUAUGUGAAGAACCAGUAGCACCACGAAUGGUUACCUGUGGGCACAUAUUUUGUUAUACAUGUCUCUUGACAUUUUUUUCGAUUGUUGAUACAGUUAAGAAUCCAAAUACUGGUUUUGUAAAGCAAAAGAAAUACAAAGAGUGUCCAUUGUGUAGUAGUAUUAUCAGAUCCCAUAAUGUCAAGGAUGUUAUAUUCGAAGACAAUUCAGAAAAUUCAAAAAUUGAUCAGUUACCAAAGGCUGGUUCCAACUGUGAGUUUUUGUUGAUGUGUAAACCUCAUGCUUUUGCCUUAGCUCUCCCAGCUGAAUUGAAUGUAGAUAUUGAAAAAAUUGGUAAUUUUCCUACUAUUCAAAUGAAGGAAGUUUCUAAAUAUUCCAGAAUUAUUACUUGUAAUACUUCGUAUUCAUUACAAUUAUUUCAGAACGAUAUUGAUGCUAUUCAAGAUCAAUAUGCAGUCGAUAAGGCAUUGUAUAAUGCUGAUAAUAGGUUUGUGAACUCAGCAAUCGAUAGUAUUAAUGAAAAAGUUACAGAAACCCUCUCUAGGGAUGACUCUUUAGACGAUUCAUUCUCUGAUCAGCUUUUAAUGAAGGAUACCAAUUUAUCUUCCCGUUACAAUGACUCUAGUUCAUUUUUCUUCUAUCAGACUUCAUUUAACAGCAGUACUAAAUUCUUUUUAUCCCCAUUGGACAUUAAGAUAUUAAGAGAAGGAUUUGAGCAAUAUAGUAAAAUGCCUUUAAGACUCGAGAUGGCCAUUGAGAACAUUCACUUUGGAGAUGUUAUAACUCACGAUUAUAUUAAUCGGUAUAAGUAUGUCAGUCACUUACCAUUAGGAACCGAGAUAGCAUUAGUUGAUUUAGAUUGGAGAAACUCAGAGAUCAUACCGAAGCAUGUGUAUGGAAAAUUUGCUAAUGAGUUGAAACAAAGAAGAAGAAAGUUUUCUAUGAAACAGAAAAGAGAAGACAUUCAAAAAAAGAUUUAUGAGAAUAGAUUAGAAAAAGAACAUAAAGAAUUUUACCAAAGAGAAAAUGGUGAAUUCUAUAAUAUUCACGAGACUGACUAUUCUGUAAGCGCUACAUCUCAGGAAUUUCUUGGAUCCUUAAGUGAGUUGAAUCUCUCAAGAAAUUCAGCUAGGAAAUCUGAUACAUCUGCUUACUCAAAUGGAAAUGGGAAUGAGCACAGACAAAAAUCCUACACUGAGACAACUAUCUGGGGUACUUCAAUUGAUAUUCAAGUAGAUGAUAAGAGAUAUCAAGAAGAAAAAGAGUUUCAAGAGAUGUUGCUACAAAAAAUGCAAGAACCUCCAAAAUCGGAAUCUUCGAAUGUAUCAAUUGAAUCAAACCCAAAAUCAAAGUCAAAAUCAAAGUCGAAGGCAAAAGUGCUAUUAUUCAGCAGCGGAGGUCAUCAGAACUUCUAA